GAUCAAGAUCUAAGUGCUGAGGAAGAGGCUUCAAUCAACGUGGAUGCUCUCGUUAACGAUAGCGAAUCAGACCAUCAGGGCGUCAAGACGCCUCUGGCUAGCCAAAUCCUGGAGCAGCCCAAGCGGGCAACCCCAACCAUGCCUCCCGGAUUUUCAGUAUCCGCGGUACCAAUAUCAAUAGCGAGCACCCAACCUGUACGCCCUUUGUCUCGAAGCGCCUCGUCAACGGUAGCCCCGGCUGUUCCUCUUGUACCUGCUUCUCCAGGCAGGACAUCAACCCCGGGCUCAUCGGAGAAAGUCACGCAAACAACGGAAGCGCUUGAAGCGGGAACUCCCGACCCUAUUACAGCUGUCAAAUCUGGACCAGCGACUCCGUCGAAAUCUAUUCAAAGGGAAGGCACUGCGAAGCCUAAGCCGGCCCAGACCCCGAAAAAGUCCACAAAAGAAUCAGUGUUGGGAGAGCAAAAGGAGAGCAAGCCAGCAACCGAAUCACCGCCGAAACUAGCGCCAAAGAGCAAGACGGUAGGCAAGAAGAGUCAGGCCUCUGCUGACGCAGGUGCCCAAAAGAGCACACAAGACAUUUCUGCGCCUGCAGCAACGCCAACUUCUUCUAAACGACAACACCCAGGGAAGCUCGACAUAGCUGCCGCUACUAAGCUCUCAGAGAACGAACAGCCUUCUGCGGCAAGCUUGCUCAGGGGAGAUACCCAACCGAAACCGGUUCGUGCAGUUUCCAUGACAGCUGCUAAUUCUGUACCUGCAAGUCCGGCUGCUACCUCAAUGGGUUCCCCGAUAAAAAAGUCCAUUGGAGCAAAGACUUUGCGCGUCGUAGCGACUCCGAAGACCGAAAAUCCACCUCCCUUGUCAGCGAUGUCUACUACGUCUCUCCCUCACGUCCUUACUAUGGACAAGCUCCGGUCCCGGCAAGCUAGCAUCGCGUCGCUCAAUCAGCCAGGGACCCCGGCGAGCGAGAUGAUAUCUGAUACCGCAUCAAUCACAUCCGCGUCAAUUUCUCGAGCUAGCUCUCCACCUCCGGUCGGUGGAAAGGUCGGUACCGCUCCAAUGAGGAAGAAGACAAAAUCUCAAGCAAAGAAGGAACGACAGGAGAGGGCACGACAGAUAGAGGAGGAACGCACCUUGGCAGCGGAUGACCAGAAAUCAGAACCUGAGGUGGUUCAGGCACCUAUCAUUGGGCGCAAGAAGAAGGCAAAGAAACUCACGAAUAACCCUAAAUCGAUACCGACACCCGUAAUGAGUCAGCCAGAGUCUCCUAGGGCCAUCGACGCCGACGCCGACGUUGAUAAAAAUCAGGAAGAGGCCGAGCCAGAACCCGCGUCCUCUCCAUCUCCAAAGAAAGCGCACACCUCGAAGGCAUCUAUUUCCUCACCACGUCCCAAACCAGUAAGAGCUCCUGACGCGGCUAAAGAAAAACGGGAGCCCACUGCACAAUCUAUUAUUGCCGAUUUGCAAAGGACCGGAGAGCUCAUUGCUUCCACUCUUGAAUUUUUCAAGCCGCUCUCCUCGUCACUCGCUCAUGCUUCGCGCACCGCCCAGACGAGCGGCAAUUCGGGUGCUCCACCAGACUUGAAGAUACACUUUUCAGAGGCUGAUCUGGAUGCUCUUUCGAAGAAGCACCCGGUUCGCCUCCAUGCUAAGGACGGCAAGCCGGAUUCUAGAACUUUGAUCACGCCGCAAGGCAAGUUUUUCUGGGGCUUGACACAGGAGCUGGAGGAAAAGGCCUUGGAGUUGGAGAAACAUAUCGAAGAGUUGAAGGGUGCAGCUCGUUUCCAUGCUCGGAAGCAAACGACGCAUCAACAACACACCCAAAACAUUUCGUCGCCAGCGCAGUCGAAGGAUAUGCUUCCCGCUCUCGCUACUGCGCUCAAAGAGGCGGGAGCUAAGCUCAGCAAGAGCGCCGCAUCUGGCCAGCCGAUGCCGAAACUAGAUCCGACUGCCGCUCUCCUUGGGUCUACUUUGCCGCUUCCUCCAGUCCAUGCUCCUGGUGAUCUCCCGCCGCCUCAAGCACAAGCACAGGCACAACAGCAAACACCAUCGGACGCGGGCGCAUACCUCAAUCAGUUUGUCCUUCCGAAGACCGACAAUCCACCAACUACUACUCCACGUCCAGAGAUGGCAGCGGUAGGUGGGCCGCCGGGUGCAGGCACGGUCAACGUGUCCGUCAACGUAAACAAGAUCGCAAAGGCAGCCAAGGCGGUAGCAGAAGGCGGCGUAGUGGGUACCGACCUCGAUGGCACGGGCGUGAUGGCAGCGGACCUGCUUGGCGGAGUCUUCGUCCAGGGUCUCGAGGCCCUCGUCGGCGCCGGGUUAGGGUUGCAGGGCAACGAUCUCAGUAUGGACGUUCAGGGACUCGCCAGCGCUUUCGAUGCUGGUGGUAUGUCGGGCCGGAGGGGAGGGAGGAGGAGCGUCUUGAGUGUAGAUGAGGCGGAGCAGGCAAUGCAAGCCGCGAGGAAGGACCACGAGGCCCUGGAGAAGAAGCUCACCACUCUCAUGAAGCGCAACAAGAAGCUGGUCAACGGCGGGGGUAGGGCAUAG
Messenger RNA from Trematosphaeria pertusa, 2553 nucleotides. RefSeq lists its product as uncharacterized. The record is from RefSeq and is a predicted model, not a curated record. The transcript has a single exon. The annotation marks the transcript as partial. NCBI's taxonomy places the organism in Eukaryota, Fungi, Ascomycota, Dothideomycetes, Pleosporales, Trematosphaeriaceae.